Messenger RNA from Symsagittifera roscoffensis, 1711 nucleotides. Its product is annotated as vitamin D3 receptor-like. Bases 140 to 1630 code for a protein of 496 amino acids. Gene Ontology annotation, molecular function: nuclear receptor activity; zinc ion binding; RNA polymerase II cis-regulatory region sequence-specific DNA binding. NCBI's taxonomy places the organism in Eukaryota, Metazoa, Xenacoelomorpha, Acoela, Convolutidae. Gene Ontology annotation, cellular component: nucleus. Gene Ontology annotation, biological process: regulation of transcription by RNA polymerase II. The record is from RefSeq and is a predicted model, not a curated record. The transcript has a single exon.
UAAUAAGUUCGUUUCAUUUAUAUUUAGUUUACGAUGUUUAUUAUCUUAUCAUAAUUGUUAUCUGUCUUCUGAAACAUUAGAGUGAAAAAUUUUGCAAAAGUUCUUUGGUUUUAUCUUUGGAUUUGGAAUUUUAUUAAAAAUGGCCUUCGAUUUGUACAAUAUGUACCUUUCAUUACUAUUAUCACCACAAGUUGUGCCCCCCAAUUUAGUCCCUCAGAUGCCGGCGCUUGUGCGGGCGGAGGUCGGAAAUGUUCCAACGCCUGCUGAGACGAGCAUCAAUUUGCUUCUCCCAAUGCUCAAUAACCCCCAAAUGAUGGCACAGCUUCCAGCGCCAGCGGGCGAAACUGUUUCAGCAAAACCGAAUCUCACUUCUGGCAAAAAGUCUUUUCUGGGCCACGGGAAGAAUUCUUUGGAGGACAGAAAUUGCCCAAUCACUAUGCCUACCUUGUCUGAUGAACAGGAAUUAGUGGAUCUUAAGCGAAAGCAGGAUUAUCGAAUGGACUUAUCGACUAGAAAGAAGUAUGCCAAAACGCUGCCAGGUGAACGUUGUCAAAUUUGCAAUGAUGUCGCUUCUGGAGUGCAUUUUGGGAUUUUUUGUUGCGAAGGCUGCAAAAGGUUCUUCCAGCGUGCAACUGUGGGAGGUAUCAAGAAACUGAACUGCAAAACAGGCACCAGAGAGUGCAACGUGACCGGAAUCAAUCGGACCAGAUGCAAGUACUGUCGCUUCAACCGCUGCAUUCAACUAGGAAUGUCCUCCACCAUGAUUAAACUUGGCCGAGACGCUCGCAAAAGAGCCAGAGCUAUGCCCCAGCCGAAUCCAGAUCAUGAUUUGGAGCAUCUAAUCAGAAACUUGGAUGCAAAAGAUCGGAAAGCGAUUGAGUCUUUCUCAGUUGAUAAUUCAGCCCUGCAGCUCAGCGUGCGAAUGGAUUCGACUAUGAGCGAGCAUUCUGAAGAGUCCCCGAGAGACGAAAGUGUGUCGUCAUCGUCGACGUCGCACUCCCCAAACUCGAAUUGUCAAGAGUUUGAUUUUCAAUGCAACAAUGAUUCCAACGACACUGAGACACAGGACCCAAAUGAAAUCUGUGAGGUUGUUCAGAUUUCGGACGAAUCUGAAGAUGAAAAAUCGAGCGAUGAGAAGACGGUAAACAUGGUUUAUCAGACGUAUAUUUGUAAUCUGUACAGAGCUACUAAGAAAACAGUAAUUGGAAUCAUAACCCAAUUCGAUUCAACUACAAAGGACGUCCUCCAAACGACAUCGGAAGCCGCCGUUUCUUUCAUUGGUAGGAUUCCGGGAAUCGAAUUGAAUGCGAUUUCGAAAAACGAUGUGGUCAAAGCCCAUUUUCAGACGACGUGUACUCAAAUUGUUGCCAAAUUGUGCUUGAAUGCCUUGCGAGCAUUACGAUCAAAUUCAUCUGCUAUGUUGCGGACUAAGUUGAUUCAUAUAGAACAACUUAUUGCCUCUUGCAUUGACAUCAUAGCAGAGGAGUCGCAAAGAAAUACCCAAGAAGAUUCAGAAGUAAAGGAAGCUUUUGACUUUCUGAUGACUGUUCUAAGAGUCCUCGAAAAACUUCCGAGCACGGAAUUGAAACUGAAUGCAGCCACGCUGAUUCAGCAUUCUCAACUUGACUGACAGUCAAAUGACUUGAACUGAUAUUGAUCUAAUCAGUUGACCAGCUCUCAAAGAAAUUGAACCGACGCGUGACCAACUAAC